AGAAGUUUCCAGAGCUCCGUUGGAGCUGCAGGCUAAGGUAAGCUAACAGGGUAGCUGCUGUCCGCAGACAUGUUCGGCUGUCUGGUGGCCGGUAGGCUGGUUCAGACCGACUCGGUCCAGGUCGCCUCUGAUAAAUUCGUCUUUAAUCUGGCAGAUUAUGAGAAUGUGAACCAUGUGGUGGUGUUCAUGCUGGGCACCGUCCCGUUCCCCGCCGGAAUGGGAGGAGCCGUAUACUUCUCGUUCCCCGACCCGCUGAGCGGCGCUCCGGUGUGGCAGCUCCUCGGCUUCAUCACUAACGAGAAGCCCAGCGCCAUCUUCAAGAUCUCCGGGCUCAAGGCAGGGGAGGGCGGGGCGCACCCCUUCGGCGUGAUGGCUUCAGCCGCCCCAUCUGUGGCUCAGGUCGGCGUGUCCGUGGAAAGUCUGGAUCAACUGGCCCAGCAGAUCCCCGUGUCCAGCGCCGCCGUGUCCUCCGUGGACACGUUCAUGCAGUUCACCCAGAAGAUGCUGGACAGCCUCUACAACUUCGCCUCAUCGUUCGCUGUGUCGCAGGCGCAGAUGACGCCGAACCCCACGGAGACCUUCAUCCCCUCCAGCUGCAUCCUCAAGUGGUAUGAGAACUUCCAGAGAAGGAUGGCGCAGAACCCGAACUUCUGGAAGAGCUGAACCUUUCUGUCCCACGGUGGACAGAAGAGACCAGUGCAGGGGCCCCACGAAGGGUCCCUCAGGAGCCCGUUUCACAAAUUCACCAAAACUUCCUUCCCCAAUAAAAGCCGAUCUGCCAUAAAACUGUUGAGGUUUUCAGCUCCAAUCGGCGUUUAGUGGGACAGAAACAGCUGUGCCUUUCCUAGGUCCAUUAGCUCCUCGUGCAGAACACGUGCUCCAGCCUCUGAGCUGGGAAACAUCAGGCUUCCUGGGAUGUUUGAAUAAACACUGAAAUACACUUUUUCUAUUAAAACAUAUCUGAGCUUUUCUCUGACCUUCUGUACCAAACAACCUUUGGCAACAUUAAAUACAGAUAAAAUCCCAAAUAUUUAAUCAUCUGAAAGAAUCUAGUCUCUGAUCAGGAGAAUCCAUGGGUGCUGAAGCAAUCCUAGUUGUUUUUUUUUUAAUAUUGUAUGCACUUUUUACAAUAAAAAAGGACACCGUAAA
Molecule: messenger RNA, 1149 nt
Organism: Cyprinodon tularosa
Lineage: Eukaryota; Metazoa; Chordata; Actinopteri; Cyprinodontiformes; Cyprinodontidae
Gene: hikeshi
Product: heat shock protein nuclear import factor hikeshi
Exons: 1
Coding region: 70-663 (197 amino acids)
Biological process (GO): protein import into nucleus
Cellular component (GO): nucleus; cytosol
Molecular function (GO): nuclear import signal receptor activity; Hsp70 protein binding
Source: RefSeq, a predicted model, not a curated record